UUUAAUGGGUUUAUAAUUUUUCGGUGAAUCAAAGAAACUCUGGACGACCCAGGAUCUCGAUUCUUUUCAUCAUGGAGAAGCCAAAGUUCAAGACUGUCCAAGAAGUCAUCGCCGGCGGCGAAGGAUUGCCGGAGAGAUAUCUGCAUAAACCCACCGGAGACGGCGAGCCUCUCGACGCAUCGGUGCCGGAGAUGGAUAUCCCGGCGAUCGAUCUCAGCCUCCUCCUCUCUUCUUCCCAUGAAGAGUUGACUAAACUUCGCUCAUCUCUCUCCACUUGGGGCGUUGUUCAGUUGAUGAAUCAUGGAAUGACGGAAGAGCUCCUGGACAAAGUACGAGAACUCUCCAGGCUGUUCUUCGGGCUACCAAACGAAGAGAAGCACAAGUAUGCGAGAGAAACGGGUAGUACCGAAGGGUAUGGAAACGACAUGAUAUUGUUCGAGGAUCAAGUGCUCGAUUGGAACGACCGCUUGUUUCUCACUACUCACCCCGAAGGUCAGCGCAAGCUCGAAUUCUGGCCCGAAACCCCCGUCGGAUUCAGGGAAACUGUGCAUGAACUCACCAAGAAGCAACGACGAUUGUCUGAACAACUCCUCAUGGCCAUGGCAAGAUCGUUGGAGCUGGACGAGAGCCGCUUUCUGCAGAUGCAGGGCGAUAACUCCACGUUCUAUACCAGAUUCACCUUCUAUCCUCCGUGCCCUAAACCCGACAAAGUUCUCGGAGUCAAGCCACACGCCGACGGAUAUACAAUCACGAUUCUCUUACAAGACAAAGAAGUUGAAAGCCUUCAGUUCCUCAAAGAUGGGAAGUGGUACAGACCUCCAGUUGUCCCUGCAACCAUUCUGGUCGUCCUCGGUGACCAAAUCGAGAUAAUGAGCAAUGGAAUAUACAAGAGCCCGGUGCAUAGAGUGGUGACGAACAUGGAGAAAGAACGGGUGUCCGUGGCAACGUUUUGGAACCCGGAUAGAGAAAGAGACAUACAACCUGUGGAGGAGCUGGUGACGGAGACAAGACCGAAGUUGUAUAAGACAGUGAACAAGUACCUUGACAUAUACCACGAGUCCUAUCAACGUGGACGAAGACCUAUCGAAUCUGCAAUAAUUGAAUGAAAGAAAGAAAAAGUUUCGAUCGAUGAAUAAUUAAUGCAACCGUGUUUGAAAGAUUUUAAUUUUUAGGGAUUGAUUCAAUUUCGGUAGAUGGAUGGUCCUUUCGGUUUGGAUUUUUUUGGAUUUAGAAAAAUCAUAACAGUUAAAUUUUAAUAUCAGAUUUAGUUUGAUUACA
This is a messenger RNA of Tarenaya hassleriana, 1278 nucleotides long. Its product is annotated as protein SRG1-like. Bases 72 to 1106 code for a protein of 344 amino acids. The transcript has 4 exons. Lineage: Eukaryota; Viridiplantae; Streptophyta; Magnoliopsida; Brassicales; Cleomaceae. The record is from RefSeq and is a predicted model, not a curated record.